Salmo salar (Atlantic salmon) is the source of this 4978-nucleotide messenger RNA. Its product is annotated as Na(+)/citrate cotransporter-like. Gene Ontology annotation, cellular component: plasma membrane. The record is from RefSeq and is a predicted model, not a curated record. Gene Ontology annotation, molecular function: succinate transmembrane transporter activity; sodium:dicarboxylate symporter activity; citrate transmembrane transporter activity. Gene Ontology annotation, biological process: oxaloacetate transport; fumarate transport; transmembrane transport. Lineage: Eukaryota; Metazoa; Chordata; Actinopteri; Salmoniformes; Salmonidae.
AAAUAUCUGCUGCGGGACUCCCCGUUCCUCCCCCUUUCACUUCCUCCCCUCCCCGAGCUGCUCGACGCAAAACAACCGGUCCCUAGUACUCCAACUUUCUUUGCCACAGUAUCGCCUUAAGUCAAACGAUGGCAGCAUUUCUGAAAUCCCUUCGGAAUCUGAAGAAUGAGAUCGUUCUAUUCUCUUCCCCGUUACUUCUUCUCCCGCUGCCUUUAGUCAUUGGAACAAAGGAGGCAUCAUGUGCCUAUGUAAUCAUCCUGAUGGCAGUGUACUGGUGUACAGAGGCCUUACCGCUGGCUGUCACUGCCCUGCUCCCUGCUGUCCUCUUCCCCAUGUUUGGCAUCAUGCAGUCCAAAGACGUGUGUAUGCAGUACCUGAAGGACACCAACAUGUUGUUUGUGGGAGGACUGAUGGUGGCGGUGGCAGUGGAGCACUGGAACCUGCACAAGCGCAUUGCCCUCCGAGUGCUGCUCUUUGUAGGGGUGCGCCCCGCUCUUCUGAUGCUGGGCUUCAUGGGGGUGACAGCUUUCCUGUCCAUGUGGAUCAGUAACACAGCCACCACAGCCAUGAUGGUGCCCAUCGUCCAGGCUGUUCUGGAGCAGCUCAACAACUACACAGAGACUGAGAUGCCUGUGAUCCUCAGCGCUGAGGAGAACCCCCAAUCUCAGGAACCCACUGACAGCAAACAGACGGAGAAACAGGCAGAGGGACAUGUUGUGGUGACCUGUUUAGAUCCAUUUGUGGAGGCUAUCCGGCGUAAGGAAGCUGCAGACAAGAAGAAGAUGUGUAAGGGCAUGACGCUGUGUGUCUGCUAUGCGGCCAGCAUCGGGGGCACUGCCACCCUCACAGGGACUGGCCCCAAUCUGGUGCUCAAGGGACAGAUGAACCAACUGUUUCCUAACAAUGGAGAUGUCAUCAAUUUUGCGUCCUGGUUCGGCUUUGCUUUCCCCAACAUGAUCCUGAUGCUGACCCUGGCUUGGCUCUGGCUGCAGUUUGUCUUCAUGGGAUUCAAUUUUAAGAAGACGUGGGGCUGUGGGGCAGUGAAGACAGAGAAAGAGAUAGCUGUGUACAAUGUGAUCAAGGAGCAGCAUCGUCAGCUGGGCUCCAUGUCUUUUGGAGAGCUGAGUGUGCUGGGUCUGUUCAGUUGUCUGGUGGUUCUGUGGUUCACCAGAGAUCCUGGCUUCGUGGCCGGCUGGGCCACAUACAUCUUCAACGCUGACGCAGAAUAUGUAACUGAUGCCACAGUGGCAGUGUUCAUCGCUGUCCUUCUCUUCGUCCUGCCUUCUAAGCCCCCGCGCUUCUGCUGCAGGAGGUCCCAAAGCUUUGACAUUGAGCAUCAGCACCCGGCUGGCCCCACACCAGCUCUGCUGACCUGGAAGGUGGCCCAGAAGAAGUUACCCUGGAGCAUCGUUCUCCUCUUGGGGGGAGGGUUCGCCCUGGCCAAGGGCAGUGAGGAGUCAGGUCUGUCUAUGUGGAUGGGGGACCAGAUGACUCCCCUCCACAACAUCCCACCCUGGGCCAUCGCCAUCAUCCUGUGUCUGCUGAUUGCCAUCUUCACCGAGUGCACCAGUAACGUGGCCACUGCCACUCUCUUCCUACCUGUCCUCGCCUCAAUGUCCCAGUCCAUUGGAAUGAAUCCUCUGUACGUCAUGGUGCCUUGUACUCUCAGUGCCUCCUUUGCCUUCAUGCUACCUGUGGCCACACCGCCCAAUGCUAUCGUCUUCUCAUUUGGCUACCUCAAGGUUUCUGACAUGGCUAGGACAGGUAUAGUGAUGAACAUCAUCGGCAUCCUGUGCAUCACUCUGGCCAUCAAUAGCUGGGGCAGGGCCAUGUUCCACCUAGACACCUUCCCUACCUGGGCCAACACUACUGGGUUGUGAGGGCCCCGAGGGUCCUCGGGCCAGGCCAUGGGGAACACAUGGAAGGGCCCCUUAUGUGCUAGAAACCUCUACCGAGAAAGGCAUCAACGUGACUGGUCGUGUUAGUGUGUUGGGUGUUGGGAGAAAAGCCACGUAGCUUCCAUUACGAAGGACACUUGAAUCACCCUGUGGAAAGAAUGAUGGAUGGAUGGAUGGGUUUAACUGGAGAGAAGAAUGAUGAAGGGUGGAAAGUAUCACUUCUGUACUUUUAAUGCUGUAAUGUGUUAUAGAGAAUGUCCAGUCCUAUUCAAAAUUCCCAAGCAUUAUCUCUAUCAAAUCAAUCAAAUGUAUUCAUAAAGCCCUUUUUACAUCAGCCAAUGUCACAAAGUGCUAUACAGAAACCCAGCCUAAAACCCAAAAAGCAAGCAAUGCAGAUGUAGAAGCACGGUGGCUAGGAAAAACUCCCAAGAAAGGCAGGAACCUAGUAAGAAACCUAGAGAGGAACCAGGCUCUGAAGGGUAGCCAGUCCUCUUCUGGCUGUGCCAGGUGGAGAUUAUAACAAUACAUGACCAAGAUGUUCAAAUGUUCAUAGAUGACCAACAGGGUCAAAUAAUAAUAAUCACAGUGGUUGUAGAGGCUGCAACAGGUCAGCACCUCUGGAGUAAAUGUCAGUGAACAUGUUCUCAACUUCUCACUCUCAGACGUAGUUUCUGUCUCAUAUUUGUUGGUCUGUUUAUAUAUCAAGACUCAGAGUUGCUUAAAAUCCAUUUGUGGUUGACUGUUUUUGAUGAACUUUUCCUUUUCACAAAAUAGCUUGUGAACUACACUACAUGACCAAAAGUAUGUGAACACCUGAACACAUCGCCUGGCUCGCAGUAGGCGUUCCAAUUCAUCCAAAAAGUGUUAGAUGGGGUUGAGAUCAGGGCUCUGUGCAGGCCAGUCAAGUUCUUCAACACCGAUCUCGACAAAACAUUUCUGUGGCAUUGUCAUGCUGAAACACGAAAGGUCCUUCCCCAAACUUUUGCCACAAAGUUGGAAGCACAGAAUCAACUAGAAUGUCAUUGUAUGCUGGUGCGUCAAGAUAUCCGUUCACUGGAACUAAGGGGCCUAGCCCAAUCCAUGAAAAACAGCCCCAGACCAUUAUUCCUCCUCCACCAAACUUUACAGUUGGCACUAUGCAUUUGGGCAGGUAGAGUUCUCCUGGCAUCGGCCAAAUCCAGAUUUGUUCGUCAGUCUGCCAGAUGGUGAAGCAUGAUUCAUCACUCCAGAAACGCGUUUUCACUGCUCCAGAGUCCAAUGGUGGUGAGCUUUACACCACUCCAGCCAACGCUUGGCAUAGCACAAGGUGAUCUUACGUUUGUGUGCGGCUGCUCGGCCAUGGAAACCCAUUUCGUUAAGUCUCCCGACACAGUUAUUGUGCUGACAUUGCUUCUAGAGGCAGUUUGGAACUCGGUAGUGAGUGUUGCAACCGAGGACAGACAAUUUGUACUCACUCUGAAUUUGUCAGCACUCUGAAGCAUGUAGGGGUGGCAGGUAGCCUAGUGUUUAGAGCAUUGGACUUAUAACCGAAAGAUUGCAAGAUCGAAUCCCCAAGCUGACAAGGUAAAAAUCAGUCGUUCUGCCCCUGAACAAGGCAGUUAACCCACUGUUCCUAGGCGUCAUUGAAAAUAAGAAUUUGUUCUUAACUGACUUGCCUAGUUAAAUAAAGGUUAAAAAAAAACUUCACAAUAACAGCACUUACAGUGCGGGGCAGAAAUUUUACGAACUGACUUGUUGGAAAGGUGGCAUCCUAUGACGGUGUCACGUUGAAAGCCUCUGAGCUCUUCAGUACGGCAAAUUCUACUGCUAAUGUUUGUCUAUGGAGAUCGCAUGGCUGUGUGCUCGAGUUUAUACACCUGUCACCAACAGGUGUCACUGAAAUAGCCAAAUCCACUAAUUUGAAGGGGUGUCCACAUACCUUUGUAUAUAUAGUGUAUGUUUCCAUGACCAAACAAUGUAUGUCAUCUUCUCUUUUUGCUAAUGUAUAGUCUUAGUCUUAGAUUAACUUGUUUUGAUUUUGCUAGUAAUCAAUAGUGAAACGUGGUGCAUUGUACUUGAACUUUGAAUACUGUAUGACUGUACAACUUGAGAUGCCUUUGUACAUACUUUUCUAAACUUUAACCGUUGGGGCUGGAAAAUGCAAACAUAUUGAAAACUCAGAUAUGUGAAUACACUGUACAAUGGUUAUUUACUGUGUGCUGAUGAUGUUUCUCCUUCGUUAUAACAGUAAUAUAAUGUGUAUUUCAAUACAUUUUAUUUAAUUAUUAUAGUAUUAUCUUGAUCAAAAGUUGUAUAUUCAUAAGAUGUAAUAUAGUUUAUAGUGUAUUGCACACUCUGAAAUGUCCAAAAUGGAAAGGAAAUGUCUGGGCUGCUUGCAUGUACUGUACAGUCAGAGAUGGGCAAAAAUUACAAGAUACAAUUACAAAAUAUCAUAAAUGUAUUUAAUUAAAAUACAUGUAUUUUAUAUUUUAAAAUACAGAAAUACAUUUGCAAGUAGCCGGCCCGAACAGCAACAACAUUCUCAGCAAUGGUUACAGAAACGUUUUACUUGCUAUGACUGUGAUGAGUUGUUGUUUAUCUUAGUUGAAUGCACUGACUGUAUAUGUGAAAAUGCACAUACCAAAAUGAACUGCAAAGCACACUGGGUAUUGUUAUUGGCCUUGUUUCAGGGUCAUGUCUAGAUGGGAUACAGCUUAACCUAAUUCUCAUAACCUGCUAUGUAAAUUCUCCUAAACCUGCUACGAAAAGUCUGUUCAUGUAGUUCAUUUAGCAGACGCUUUUAUCACACCAUAUUUCUAUCAGACUUCUGAUACCAAUGCAAGGUGAAAGGGAGCCACAAAAUGGUGAACCGCUAUAAAAAAGGAAAACAAAAAUUACAGCUCUUGAAAGUAUCUUGUUACAGAAUACAUUGGAGUGUAGUUCAGCCCAUUGUAAUACAAAUGACAAAAUACAUCUCCGUGUACAGUGCCUUAUAGAUUCAUGCAAUCGUAUACAGAUUUCACUGGUUUGAUACACUGUUGCAAACUGAUCGUGCGAAAUAAAUACAACUAAGAGGAAAAUAAAAUAUGUAUUCAUCUUAA